AAAAAGAAAAAAGCCAAAUAAAUCAGACCAACGGUGAUGAUAAACAGAGCUCAAACCUCAAAGCCCCAUCCUAGUCGUCUCUCUUCCUCAUCUCUUCUCCAGCGUCCGAUCUACCUUCGCCUCUCUCUAUUCGUCUCGCGCCAAAUACGAAUCCCUCCUUUUCUCUCUCUUUGCUUUAGGGUUUGUGCUUCGAUCCGAGUUUAGCUUUGUCAGUGACUAUGGCUGAAGCUCCGACGAGCCCCGGCGGUGGCGGCAGUCACGAGAGCGGCGAGCACAGCCCUCGUUCCAAUGUGCGAGAGCAGGAUAGGUACCUUCCUAUCGCAAAUAUCAGCAGGAUCAUGAAGAAGGCUCUUCCGGCCAACGGCAAGAUCGCCAAGGAUGCGAAGGAGACUCUCCAAGAAUGCGUUUCCGAGUUCAUCAGUUUCAUCACCAGCGAGUAUGAGGGUUUUGUUUUUAAUUGUCGGUGCCGUAAUUUGGCUCCGUUUGGUCGCUGAGAAAAUUUUGGAAAAGUUAAGAGGAAUUAAAACUUUGAAUUUUAGGUUUUGUUUUGUUUUCUUCUUCCAGGCCCGUGAUAAUGAAUGUUCCACUUUAUUGAGCCGAUUGUAGCUAAUUGGUUUAUUGAGUCGAUUAUUUCAUUAUUUGGAAAUUGAUGGAACAUCGGACAUAAAAGUUUCAAAGUUUCUUCAUCCUUUUGUUUUUCCGGUAACCAAACGGGGUUAGGGUUUUUUUUUUUUUGUUUUUUUUGUUUUUAAUUUCAAGAUAAAUUGACUCUGUUCUGGGUUUUGAAGAGCGAGUGACAAGUGCCAGAAGGA
This is a messenger RNA of Vitis vinifera (wine grape), 812 nucleotides long. Its product is annotated as nuclear transcription factor Y subunit B-like. Gene Ontology annotation, biological process: regulation of transcription by RNA polymerase II. Lineage: Eukaryota; Viridiplantae; Streptophyta; Magnoliopsida; Vitales; Vitaceae. Gene Ontology annotation, molecular function: RNA polymerase II cis-regulatory region sequence-specific DNA binding; protein heterodimerization activity; DNA-binding transcription activator activity, RNA polymerase II-specific. The transcript has 2 exons. Bases 219 to 494 code for a protein of 91 amino acids. Gene Ontology annotation, cellular component: CCAAT-binding factor complex. The record is from RefSeq and is a predicted model, not a curated record.